This is a messenger RNA of Miniopterus natalensis, 2919 nucleotides long. The record is from RefSeq and is a predicted model, not a curated record. NCBI's taxonomy places the organism in Eukaryota, Metazoa, Chordata, Mammalia, Chiroptera, Miniopteridae.
AUAUUUGGAAAACACUCAGAAAAGUUUUAUAACAUAAAAUUUUAAGAAAGUAAAGGUUGCUUUGCUGGUGUGACAAGGUUAGAAACCGUUGAAAAUGUAUCUAAGAAUGUUGUUAAUUUUUAAAAUUUAAAAAUUUGCUGGUGUGACAAGGUUAGAAACAGUUGAAAUGUAUCUAAGAAUGUUGAUAAUUUUUAAAAUUUAUUGAUUGUUGUGAGAAAUCACAAAGCUGUUUUAAAUUGAAUGCCUCGGUAUUAUGCCCAUUCUUUCCACUAGGUUACCACCAAAGAACAUAAUUUUGGGACUCCCAUUUCUGAAGCUGAAAAAUACCACAAUACUCUCCAGCUAGAAUAAAAAACAUGGAAGCUGAAGUUCCAAGAGGAUAAAGAAUUAUGAUACUGAACUAAUGAGUGACAGAGCUAGGAUUUCUCUGAGCUCCCAAGUUAGCUAAGAUUUGAACCCAGUUCUCUGAACUCCAAAUUCAGUAUUGUUUGUCUUCUCCUGGUGCCUGAUCUGUGGUGUAGCUAUUAAUAAAUGCCAUUAAAGGAAAGAGAGUCUUUUGGGAAGAAGGAGUAGACUUACUUCCCUAUUUCUCCUACGAAGUACAGCUAAAACCCUGAACGUUACAUAUAAAGCAAGCAGAACACUGAUAGGUGGGAAGAAGAAGGAAGACCGACUAGGGGCCUCAACACAGUGAAUGACACGAUUGAAUUCAUUUGACAGCAAAAUAAUAUGAUUGUAUUGGAAGAUACAAUAAAAAGACUUAGAUCUGUAAUUUUAGAGAUUGAAAAAGCACAAAAUAAAUCUCCUUCCAGACUUGAUUCCUUUGUCAAGAAUUUAGAAGCAGACAGAGAUUACUACAAGAGUGAAGCUCAAAACUUGAGAAAGAUGAUUAGAAGUAGAUCUGAAAGCCCAAGACACCCCUCUCCAUCUUCCUGGGGUACAAACUGUGAUGUAGAACUUUUGAAGACAAGAGACCAUGAAGAACUUAAAUGCGUGCUGGAAAAAUAUGAGCGUCAUUUGGCAGAAAUUCAGGGUAAUAUCAAGGUUCUUACAUCUGAAAGAGACCAGACCUUUCUUCUUUAUGAACAGGCACAGGAAGAAAUUGCUCAACUUCGACAAGAAAUGAUGAAAAGCUGUCAGUCUCCUAAAACAACAACAGCACGUGCCAUCCACUGGCGGGUGGAGACUGAAAGAGAUGUAGCCUUCACUGAUUUACGAAGAAUGACCACAGAACGAGAUAAUCUGAGGGAAAGGCUAAAGAUUGCCCAAGAGACAGCAUUUAAUGAAAAGGCUCACUUGGAACAGAAGCUGGCAUGUAUAAUUCCUAAACAUGAUGAUGAAUGUAUGGAGCAAAUGUCAAAUAUGACUUUGAUGAAGAAAACCAUAACCACUGUGGAAAAAGAAAUGAAAUCACUAGCAAGAAAGGCAAUAGAUUCCAAAAGUGAACUUGGCAAACAAAAAGCAGAGAAUAAUUCUUUGAGAUUUUUAUAUGAAAAUAUGGAAAAAGAUCUUUCUGAUACUCAGCAAUACCUUGCUAAGAAAAAAUAUGACCAGCGGCCUACUCAGGAGAAAAUUAUGUGCUUGAAUGAAAAUAUCGAUAAUUUUACAAGGCAAAGUAUUGCCCAGCGAGAAGAAAUCAGCAUUUUUGGUGCAACCCUCAACAAUCUGGCUAAAGAAAAGGAAUGCCUGCAAGCAUGCUUGGAUAAAAAAUCUGAGAAUAUUGGAGAGAGUUUGGCAAUGAAAGAAGAGGCUCUUUCAGGUGUGAAGAACAUCAUCACUGAGGCAGAACAGGCAUCAAGACAGUCCACUGAAGUGCUAAGUGUGUGUGAACAAGACAUUUCCAGAAUGCGUCGGCAAUUGGAUGAAACAAACGAUGAACUGGCUCAACUAGCCAGGGAAAGAGCUAUCUUGGCUCAUGAGAAUGACAAUUUCCAAGAACAGUUUUCUAAAGCUAAACACGAAAACCAGGUACUGUCUAAACAAUUGAAUGAUACUCAUAAUGAACUUAAUGAUAUAAAACAGAAAGUCCAAGAUACUAAUUUGGAGCUUAACAAACUGAAGAAUAUAUUAAAGUCUGAAGAAUCUCAAAACUGGCACAGGAUGGACCAACUCCAAAAGACCAAUGAAGAUGCUGAAAACUGGGAAAAUAAGGCCUGGCAAGCAGAGGCAGAAAACAAUACCCUCAAAUUAGAACUUACCACUAAAAAGGUCGAUGCCCUCAAUAGAGAGGUCGAGGAGCACUUAGAUGCAGAAAGGUCUUACAAGUCCCAGAUUUCUACCUUAUAUAAAUCUCUUGUAAAGAUGGAAGAGGAGCUUCAGAAGGUUCACUUUGAAAAAGUGUCUGCCCUUGCAGACUUGUCUUCCACAAGGGAACUUUGUAUUAAACUUGACUCCAGCAAAGAAAUUCUCAGUCAACAGCUGGCUGCUAAAGAUCAAGAAAUUGAAAUGGUGGAGAAUGAAUUAGAUUAUGCUCGUUCUGAAAUAGAACUCCUCAGGAGCCAGGUGACAAAUGAGAGAAUCUCCAUGCAGAAUCUAGAAGCUUUGCUGGUGGCCAAUCAAGACAAAGAAUAUCAGUCUCAGAUAGCACUUCAAGAAAAAGAAUCUGAAAUUCAUCUUCUGAAAGAACACCUUUGUUUGGCAGAAAAUAAAAUCGCCAUCCAGAGUAGAGAUGUGGCCCAGUUCAGGAAUGUCGUAACGCAACUGGAAGCUGAUUUAGACAUUACCAAAAGACAGCUAGGGACAGAGCGCUUUGAGUGGGAGAGGGCUGUGCAAGAACUUCGCUGCCAGAAUUACUCCAGUAAUGCUUAUCAUUUGAGUUCUACAAUAAAGCCAAAUACAAAAUGCCAUUCACCAGAACGUGCUCAACAUUGAUCUCCUGACUGAGGCCUAGAUUGAUUACUGGAAGAGCGAGUGGUUUAA